Fusarium fujikuroi IMI 58289 is the source of this 513-nucleotide messenger RNA. RefSeq lists its product as uncharacterized. The record is from RefSeq and is a predicted model, not a curated record. The transcript has a single exon. NCBI's taxonomy places the organism in Eukaryota, Fungi, Ascomycota, Sordariomycetes, Hypocreales, Nectriaceae. The coding region runs from base 1 to 513 and encodes 170 amino acids.
AUGCUCGUCAAGCUCACUGACACGCCCGAAAACAUCGAGGCUACCACCAAAACGACCGAUGACACCAUUGACACACCGAAAUCUUCUACCAACGAGCUCGAAUCCGCCGCCAGGGACCUAGAAUCUGCCGCAAAGGACCUAGAAUCCGCCAACAAAAUGCAGCUCGAAUCUCUCAACAGACUAGAGCUCAACAUCAGCAAAGUCGAUUGGAGAGCGCGCCGUAUUAAAGCCGAGAUGCAGAAGAAGCAGAGACAAGAAGAGUCAGGGCGUGUCGUCAAAAGGGUUCAGGAGAGAGACAGGGUGCCACCAAUGGGCACACUUACACAUUUGUCAGAAGAGAAGCAAAAGAGAAUAUUGGAGGAAGCCAAGGAAAGGGUUGCAUCUGGGGACCGCACAAACCAUGGCCUGCCCAUAGAUACCGCCAGGUUGAGCGCUGCCAGAGUUGUACUCGAGAGCCAACGGGCAAGUUCUAGUCUUGGAGAAAAAGAAAGAUCAUCUCAUCAUAAGCUAUAA